Eublepharis macularius is the source of this 1056-nucleotide messenger RNA. RefSeq names its product armadillo repeat containing 12 (gene ARMC12). Gene Ontology annotation, cellular component: nucleus. NCBI's taxonomy places the organism in Eukaryota, Metazoa, Chordata, Lepidosauria, Squamata, Eublepharidae. Bases 1 to 1056 code for a protein of 351 amino acids. The record is from RefSeq and is a predicted model, not a curated record. The transcript has 6 exons.
AUGAAGUACUUAGAGAUGGUAACCCCCCAGAAUUUGGCAACAAUGGCUACAGGAGCUGGGGCUGUCUACCUGGUGGCUAAAACCAUCAUGGCAGGGAUACAGAGCCCUCCCUACAACCCAGAGCCACUUCCCUUUGCCAAACUUGCCAUAGAGCAGCAGACUCCAAAUGUUACUGUGAAGGACUCUGGAGAGCUCAGGGGAUUGCUGCUUUCCCUCAAUCCAAGGUUAGAUGACUAUGCCAAGAGAAUGAUUCUCCUUGGCAUCACACGGUGUGUUUACCUACUGGACAAAGAGGCAUCUGCCUGUACCUAUGAUGACAUCACACUAGUGGCCUCAUUCCUAGAUGAUCAAGACAUGGGUAUCAAGAUUCAGGCACUAAAUGCCCUCAAGGCCUUUGCUAGCAUCUGCAAGUUCAAAAUCAGAAUUCAGGAGUUUGUCCCCAAAGUUCUUGAAAUGAUCACUACCUUCUGGGAUAAUGAUGUGCAUAUUGCUGGGUUGAGACUGCUGAAUGCACUGCAGUUGCCGGCUCAAACUCAUUUGCUACCGAAAAAGCUUAUGCCUUCCUUGAUGGACAUUCUGCAAUCGGGGAGCCCUGUGGCCCAGGUGCAGGUUCUAAAAUUUCUUAGCAUGCUAGCCCAGAACGAAGAUCUAUUGUAUGACAUCAUGAACUGCCAGGUGCAUCCUGAAUUCAUGAACCUCUUUCAACCUUCCCAGCUGGGAAAUCUCCUCUUUGAGAUGCUGGUGCUUGUGGAACGGCUAAGUGAGGGACGUCUGACUCCCCAGUACCAGUCAAUGAACUGGCAGUACAAUGAGUUGUCCCUUCAUGAGGUCCUCUUUGGAGAAGACUCCCGUCUAUCUGACCGCCUUCUCUCCCUCAUCAUUCACCCUGAGGAACAGGUGCAAAUCCAGGCCUGCAGGGUCAUCUUGAAACUCCAGCUAAGUGAGGGCCCAGAGAUAGUAGCUGCCAGUGAAAUUGAUUCUAGCCUCAGUAACUUCCUCUUUGACUCCACGGGCAAUGCCACUAUUGCUGAAUCCAGAUUGAUGUCUGAGUAUUGA